Molecule: messenger RNA, 537 nt
Organism: Ambispora leptoticha
Lineage: Eukaryota; Fungi; Glomeromycota; Glomeromycetes; Archaeosporales; Ambisporaceae
Source: the annotation of a GenBank genome assembly
AUGUUUGAAGAGGAGCUAAGUUUUCUGCGUAGGAUGACCAAGCGACAGCUUGCAAUGCAAAUCCUUAAUUUCGUAAUGAUAAUUUCAUCGGCAUUAAUGGUGUGGAAAGGGCUAGCAUUAUACACAAAUAGCGAAAGUCCAAUAGUUGUCGUUCUAAGUGGUAGUAUGGAACCGGCGUUUUAUCGUGGUGAUCUUUUGUUCCUUGGAAUGCCGAAUGAACCAGUGCAUGUUGGUGAUAUAGUGGUCUUUAAAAUUCCGGGAAGGGAUGUGCCGAUUGUCCAUCGCGUCAUAAAGUUACAUGAUGAACGCGAAACCGGUAAACAAUUCAUUCUGACAAAAGGAGACAAUAAUCAGGUUGAUGAUCGAGGACUAUACAAUCCUGGACAACUUUGGAUUCAUAAAGAAGAUAUUGUGGGAAAAGUUAGAGGAUUUUUGCCGCAUGUUGGAAUGGUCACAAUACUCAUGAAUGAUUAUCCGCAAUUAAAGUGGAUUUUAAUUGGAGGGUUGGGAUUAUGGGUAUUGGUUAAUCGAGAAUAA